CUGCUUCGCUUACGUUUUUGUUGCAGUUUGUUGAACAACGUCGACUCGAUCGCCGCUCGGUGUGAUGUGACCUGUUGAUUUAUUAAUCGUGUUUUAGUGCUGUUGUCUGUGAUAAAAAUGACCUGAUGCUUGGAAUAUGUGUGUAGUGUUUUGCAAGUGUUCAGUGUAAAAUGGGUUUGAUAACAUCGCGAGAGCAAACAAUGUUGGACGGGCCGGCAGUAGGGCCGGCCAAGAGUCACCAUGUGCGGCAGGCGUCGACUAGGAACCGCACCAAGCCGCCGAUGCCGGACAGAGAUGAGCUGGAGAACCGUUUCGUUAAAGUUCUGGCCUCAAUGGACCUGCCGCCCGACAAGGCGAAACUGCUCCGCAACUAUGAUCUGGAGAAGAAAUGGGAGAUCAUCUGCGACCAGGACAUGGUCCAAGCCAAGGAUUCGCCCACGCACUACCUCAACAAGCUCAGGACGUACCUCGACCCUAAGGCCUCCAGGAGUCACAGGAAACGGAAAAUGGUCGGCGACUCCACAUCUACUCAAGUUCUUAGGGAUUUGGAAAUAUCACUCCGAACCAAUCACAUAGAAUGGGUUCGGGAGUUCCUGAACGAACAGAACCAGGGUCUGGACGUGCUGAUCGACUACCUCAGCUUCCGGCUCAGCAUGAUGCGUCACGAGCAGAGGAUAGCUCUCGCUCGCAGCCAGUCCAGCGACGGGAUCAACCAAGGUGCAAACACAACGACCUCCGACUGCAGCGCGCCGACUGAUAACAGCUCCACACUGAACGCUUCGUGGAGGCGGCGCGCGCGGUCCACGGACGCCGAGUGCGAAGGCGCCGCCAGCCCCGCCGUCGUGCGGCGGCGCACCCGGCAUGCCGCCCGCCUUAACAUGGGCGCCUCCACCGACGAUAUACAUGUGUGCAUCAUGUGUAUGCGGGCUAUCAUGAACAAUAAGUACGGCUUCAACAUGGUAAUCCAGCACCGAGAAGCCAUCAACAGCAUAGCUCUCUCCCUGGUCCACCAUUCGCUACGCACCAAAGCGCUAGUGCUGGAGCUCCUCGCCGCCAUAUGCCUCGUGAAAGGGGGACACCAGAUCAUAUUGUCGGCGUUCGACAACUUUAAAGAAGUCGCCGGCGAGCCGAGGCGGUUCCACACGCUCAUGGACUACUUUAUGAACUAUGAACACUUCCAUAUUGAGUUUAUGGUGGCGUGCAUGCAAUUCGUGAACAUCAUAGUGCACUCAGUGGAGGACAUGAACUUCAGAGUGCACUUACAAUAUGAGUUCACCUCGCUGAAGCUUGAUGACUAUUUGGAAAGACUGAGGAUGUGCGAGAGCGAGGAUCUGCAGGUUCAAAUAUCAGCGUACCUCGACAACGUUUUCGACGUUGCGGCCCUUAUGGAAGACAGCGAGACGAAAACGGCGGCGCUUGAAAAGGUCAACGAACUGGAGGACGAGUUGGGACACGCCCACGAGCGCCUAGCAGCGCUCGAGCGAGAGGCGAUAGCGAAAUUGGCUACGCUAGAAUCCGAACUGGCCAGCGUACGCCAGGAGCGCGACCAGCUGGCCGAGGCACGCCGGCAAGUAGUUGAAGAGGUGUCAACGCUAAGACGGGCGCAGCAGGACUCCAGAAAUAGACAGUCUAUGCUGGAGUCGAAGGUUCAGGAGCUGGAAUCCUUGACCAAGUCGCUGCCACGAGGGGCGUCAAUGGGCGCCAUUUCCUCCCACGCCCUCUGCAACGGUACCAACGGCACCACAAACGGCACCCACACCCCCAACGGCCCCUCCUCCCCGCUCCCCAACGGCUUCACCAAGCCCGUCCCCCCUCCCCCCGCCCCUAAACCCCCUCCAGUCCCCGUGGCACCCCCUCCACCUCCCCCACCUCCGUUAGUACCGUGUGCACCACCACCUCCGCCUGCACCUGGGCUAAUGAUGCCCCCGCAACAUACGGACGCCAUGACGAUAAAGAGGAAGGUGGACACGAAAUAUAAGCUGCCUACGCUGAAUUGGAUAGCUUUGAAGCCUAACCAGGUCCGAGGCACAAUAUUCAACGAGCUGGACGAAGAGCGGCCUAGAAACAGGAUAAACUUCUCAGAGUUCGAAGAGAAAUUUCGUAUCGGCGGCCCCUGCGGGCUAGGGGUGGACUCCUGCGACAACGACACGUUGGCGUCCUUCCCGAGCAAGAGGUUCAGGAGGCCUGACACUGUGUCGCUGUUGGAACACACUCGGUUAAGGAACAUAGCAAUAUCCCGAAGAAAACUCGACAUACCCGUCGAGAAAGUUAUCAUAGCGAUCAACAACCUCGACCUCAAACAACUCCCCCUAGAAAACGUCGAAAUCCUCCAACGGAUGGUGCCCACCGAAGCCGAACAGAAGGCCUACAGAGAAUACUUAGCUGAAAAGAAAAAUAUCAACUUACUAACGGAGGAAGAUAAAUUCCUUAUGCAAUUAGCGAAAGUAGAAAGGAUUUCCGCUAAACUGUCUAUAAUGAGUUACAUGGGCAAUUUCUUCGAUAACAUCCAUUUAAUAACGCCUCAAAUCCAUGCGAUAAUCUCAGGGUCAUCCUCAGUAAAAUCCUCACAGAAACUAAGAAAUGUCCUAGAGAUUAUCCUCGCUUUUGGUAACUACUUAAACAGUAGUAAGCGAGGCCCGGCCUACGGGUUCAAGUUGCAAUCUUUGGACACUCUUAUGGAUACGAAGUCGACGGAUAAGAGAAUAUCGCUGUUGCAUUAUAUCGUGGGGACUAUUAGGCAGAACUUUCCAGAGCUGAUAAACUUUGAUUCAGAGUUGAUGUAUAUUGACAAGGCUGCUCAAGUGUCCCUGGAGAACGUGGUCUCCGACGUGACGGAGCUGGAGCGCGGCAUGGAGGCGGUGCGGCGCGAGUGCGAGGCGCGCGAGGCGCACCGCGCCGCCGCGCCCGCGCCGCACGUGCGCGACUUCCUCAACAACGCGCACGACAAGCUGCGCCGCACGCGCACCGAGGCCAAGCUAGCGCAGGACGCGUUCGCGGCGUGCGUGGAGUACUUCGGCGAGGCGCCGCGCGGCGUGGACGCCAACGCUUUCUUCUCGCUGCUCGUGCGAUUCACGAGGGCGUUCAAGCAAGCAGACACAGAGAACGAACAACGACGGCGGCUCGAACAAGCCGCCCAACAAGCCGACUACGUCGACCCUGCCAAGACGAGGCAGGCGCAGAAGAAACAACAGGAGGCUGUAAUCAACGAACUAAAAACGAAAUCGCAAGCCGUCGGGGAGAAGAAACUUUUACACCAGGACGAAGUAUACAACGGAGCGCUAGAAGACAUCCUACACGGGCUCCGAAGCGAGCCCUACAGGCGGGCAGACGCCGUGCGGAGGUCACACCGGCGGCGGAUCAACUCCCACAGACUUUCCAAAGGACUAGAGGAACUAGACGUAUGAUACGAGCCCACCUCCAGUGAACAACUGGAAAACACCUCUGUCCUAGACGCUGUCAGAUCAAUAAACGCGCGCUGCGACGAUAAAUUAAAGAAAAAGAAGAGAAAAGAUUUAGAAAUGGUGCAUAAGAAACAAACUAUAGCCAUUUACAACAUCGAUGAUGAUUUCUCCGAUUUCACCACCAACACCGUCAGGAAACACAAAUCGUCCCCGUACAGAGUCGCCCCGACCGAAUGCGAGGUCGAGGAGCGGUGCGAUCUUAUCAAAUCGACGUAUGACGUCAUCACGAAAUAUACGCGAGCGAUGUUCGACAAGCAAAACGAAACGGUCGUCUAAACGUGCCUAAUAGUUAAUAAAGUUCGUGUAAGCUAAUUUUGCACUUGGCAAGGACCAGUGUGGAAACGCUAAUAAAUAUUUACCAUUUGAAUGUCGCCUAUCGUGCGCGGCGUGUUAUUGUGAACCUUAUCAGCAUGCAAGAAGGUUGAAUUUGGGCUGUAGUCGCGCGCGUCAUUUAACGUUUUUGGCGGUGAAUAAUUAAUUAAAUGAGACGUAUGGCGUGCUACAUUUUGUUACUGCCAAGUUAGCUUAUACGGACUCUACCCCCGCUUGCACUCACGACAGUGUUACAAGCCUUAAAAAAUAACCCUAUUUAUUUUAUUGUUGGUAAAACCACUUUUUUAAUAAUAGUUAGCGGAGCUAACGGAAAUCUAUCGCGAGUGCAAUUAGGGAUCAUUUGAUACGCCUGAAUUUCAUUCCAUUGCUACUCACAAAAGUAUUUUGCUACGGACAAUUUACAGUUUAUUUUGAUACACACGCUUAGCUUUAGACAUUUUUGUAGCGCCCGGCUCUAGUGCUAUCUCUCGUUCGCACAAUACAAAAGAGAGAGACGGCAACAUAGACCAAAUGGGCAUCUUAGUACCGCUAGUUAAAGGCCUUUAAAAAUUUUACGCACAUUUAAAGUACGCGUAUUCUCAAGUGGAGUGUAAUUUUUACUAUUUAUAAUCGUAUAAGUAAUAUUACAGUGUCCUUAAUAUGUAUUAACUCUGUAUACAUACAUAUUUAACACAAGGUAUCUUUCGUAUAAACGAUUUAGUAUAAAAUUUACUAUAUAUGCAUUUAUAUAUUCAUAGCAUUUGUACGUAACAAUAUUGUGAUAGUUCAAAAUAUGUAGCAUUUACUCUCAUUGAAUUUUCAUAACAUCAACUGGUUUGAGUGUAGAAAAUACAUCUUAAUUUUAUUGU
Messenger RNA from Cydia strobilella, 4642 nucleotides. It is a transcript of the gene Frl, whose product is annotated as formin-like protein. Gene Ontology annotation, molecular function: small GTPase binding; actin filament binding. NCBI's taxonomy places the organism in Eukaryota, Metazoa, Arthropoda, Insecta, Lepidoptera, Tortricidae. The transcript is spliced from 18 exons. Gene Ontology annotation, biological process: cortical actin cytoskeleton organization; regulation of cell shape; cell migration. The record is from RefSeq and is a predicted model, not a curated record. Gene Ontology annotation, cellular component: cytosol. Bases 171 to 3404 code for a protein of 1077 amino acids.